Molecule: messenger RNA, 1101 nt
Organism: Diaporthe citri
Lineage: Eukaryota; Fungi; Ascomycota; Sordariomycetes; Diaporthales; Diaporthaceae
Exons: 1
Coding region: 1-1101 (366 amino acids)
Molecular function (GO): protein binding
Source: RefSeq, a predicted model, not a curated record
AUGAAGACCCCAGCUGCUGCCAGCCUUCUACUCGGUUCCCUGACUCUCGUCAGUGGAAAACAGGGACAUGGUCGGCCUAGACGGACCCCAGGACUCACUGAAUAUGCCUCUAUCUCGCUUCUCGACACGGCCUGUGAGACCGAGUUCCACCCUGACCAGCUCGACGUUGCCUGGGUUGAACUCAUUGCGUCAAACACGAUCCUGCGGGUGAACCUGACGAGCGGCGAGCAAACAAGGUUCCCGCUCAACAACCCCGUGGGGCUCCCCAGCGGCAUGGAGUUCCUGCCGGACGGCAACCUGUGGUUCUCCGAAGUGGUCGGCAACAGCAUGGUGAAGCUGGAUCCCAAGGAUGGCAGCAUGACCGAGUAUCCAUUCCCCUGGACCAACAUCUCACUCCUCGACAAUCUUCCCGCCGGCAUCCGCGUCAACAUCGACGUCGCCGGCGGCCGCGACCGCGGAGCGUGGUUCACGUCCGUCGGCCUCAACGCCAUUGGCCGGUUCGACAUUGACACCCACGAGUACGACCUUUACCCGCUGCCAAACCCGCUGUCGGCCCCUCUCAUCAUGCAGGCUGGCCCGGGCAACACCAUGGUCUUCUCGGAGAUCCUGGGCAACAGGGUCGGCACCAUCGAUGUCACCACCAAAGAGAUCAAGGAGUACGAGAUCCCAACACCGCUGUCCCUGGUUCAGGGUGUCGCGAUCGACCCCGAGGGUCUCAUCUGGUGGACCGGCACCGGCGGUGGCAACUUUGGCACCAUCAACGUGACCACGGGCGAGGUGACCGAGAUGUUCAUCGCCGACAUCCGCGCCGCGGGCAACUCCACCGUGGUCGAUGAGGGUCUUGUCAGCAUUGGUUCCUCCGGCGCACUGGCUCUCCCCGGCCCCAUCCGUGUCGGCCACGAUGGCAAGGUCUACUUUGUGGAGGGCAACCUGGUCUUCCUCGGAAACCGCGUUGCGCAGUACGACCCCAAGACGCAGCAGCUCGUGGAGUAUGUCACCCCUACCAGCCUCAGCGCCCCGUGCGAUCUCAACAACCAGCAGCCGGACGCCAUCUUCUUUGCUGAGUUUACGGGUGCCCAUCUCGGUCGCCUGGAUUACUAA